AUGGACUCAGAGGAUUCUGGCUCGACCAGCAAGUUUGUCCCCGAGUACAGACGGACCAACUUCAAAAAUAAAGGGAGGUUCUCCGCGGAUGAGCUCAGAAGGAGAAGAGACACGCAGCAGAUCGAGCUGAGAAAGGCCAAGAGAGAUGAAGUGUUGGCGAAGAGGAGAAAUUUCGUGCCGCCCGUGGACGGUGUCGACUCCGAGGACGAGGAUGACAACAGCAACUCUGCAGACCAACAAUUUUACAGCCAGUUGCAACUGGAACUGCCACAGAUGAUCGAGCAAAUCCAGUCUGCAGACUUCCAAGAACAACUGGCCGCCACGGUAAAAUUCAGACAAAUCUUGUCCAGGGAGCACCGCCCGCCAAUUGACGUGGUCAUCCAGUCUGGUGUAGUCCCCAUUUUAGUCAACUUUAUGAACGAAAACCAGCCGGAGAUGUUGCAAUUGGAGGCAGCUUGGGCGCUUACCAACAUUGCAUCUGGGAGCUCUGACCAAACUAAAGUGGUCGUGGAGGCCGGAGCGGUGCCUCUGUUCAUUCAGUUGCUGUACAACCCAUCUGUGGAGGUCCAAGAACAAGCCAUUUGGGCUCUUGGUAACGUUGCCGGUGACUCUACAAGCUACAGAGACUACGUGCUCCAGUGUUCCGCCAUGGAACCAAUACUUGGUCUGUUCAACUCACCAAAGGUGUCUCUAAUUAGAACGGCGACUUGGACUUUGUCUAACCUGUGCAGAGGUAAAAAACCACAGCCAGACUGGACCAUCGUCUCACAGGCGCUCCCCAUUUUGGCCAAGUUGAUAUACUCGCUGGAUAACGAAACUUUGGUCGAUGCCUGCUGGGCCAUCUCUUACCUCUCCGAUGGACCUGCAGACGCCAUUCAAAAAGUUAUCGACAACAGAAUCCCAAAGAGACUCGUUGAACUUUUGGACCACUCUUCUACAACGGUUCAAACCCCAGCAUUGAGAGCCGUCGGGAAUAUCGUCACGGGUAACGAUUUGCAAACACAAGUUGUCAUCAACUGCGGUGUGUUGCCAGCGCUAAGAAACUUGUUAAACUCUCCAAAGGAAUCGAUUAAGAAGGAGGCGUGUUGGACCAUUUCCAACAUCACAGCGGGGAACACGGAACAGAUCCAAGCCGUCAUCGAUGCCAACCUCAUCCCAUCUCUCGUAAAACUGUUGAAGGUCGCAGACUACAAGACUCAAAAGGAGGCAUGCUGGGCCAUCUCCAACGCAUCCUCCGGUGGUCUACAGAAACCGGAAAUAAUCAGAUACCUCGUCUCCCAAGACUGUAUAAAGCCGUUGUGUGACCUGUUGGAGAUUGCCGACAAUAAAAUCAUAGAGGUUGCAUUGGACGCCCUGGAGAACAUACUAAAGAUGGGUGAGAGCGAUAAGGAGGCCCGUGGGUUGGUCAUCAACGAAAACGCGGACGCCAUCGAGAGGGUUGGUGGUAUGGAGAAGAUCUUCAACUUGCAACAGAACGAAAACGACAAGAUUUACGAAAAGGCUUUCAACAUUAUUGAAACCUACUUUGGUGCAGAGGACGAUGUCAUAGACGAGUCUGUCGCACCUCAAACCGCGGGGAACACAUUCGGGUUCGGAUCCAACGUGAACCAACAAUUUAAUUUCAACUAG
Huiozyma naganishii CBS 8797 is the source of this 1629-nucleotide messenger RNA. It is a transcript of the gene SRP1, whose product is annotated as karyopherin alpha. The coding region runs from base 1 to 1629 and encodes 542 amino acids. Gene Ontology annotation, cellular component: nucleoplasm; nucleus; cytoplasm. The transcript has a single exon. Gene Ontology annotation, biological process: NLS-bearing protein import into nucleus. Lineage: Eukaryota; Fungi; Ascomycota; Saccharomycetes; Saccharomycetales; Saccharomycetaceae. The record is from RefSeq and is a predicted model, not a curated record. Gene Ontology annotation, molecular function: nuclear import signal receptor activity; protein binding.